Gossypium raimondii (Peruvian cotton) is the source of this 708-nucleotide messenger RNA. RefSeq lists its product as uncharacterized. Gene Ontology annotation, molecular function: ubiquitin protein ligase activity. Gene Ontology annotation, biological process: protein ubiquitination. The record is from RefSeq and is a predicted model, not a curated record. Lineage: Eukaryota; Viridiplantae; Streptophyta; Magnoliopsida; Malvales; Malvaceae. Bases 1 to 708 code for a protein of 235 amino acids. The transcript has a single exon. Gene Ontology annotation, cellular component: cytoplasm.
AUGACAGAAGGAGAAGCCGAUCAACAACGCUGUUCUCGUUGUUGUUCUAAUGUUCCACAGGAUGUUUUUAACAUUGAUGUCGAGAUUCGCUACCCUUGGUCUGAAAACUGGGAUGCAACGUUUGCAAGUUUUAUUCAAUCCUUUACCUAUGGUCGCAACAUGUUUUGUUGUGAAGGGUGUGGCCCCGACACCGUGUUUUCAAUGCUUGCUUACACCGGUAUACCUCUGGAUUAUCUUCGAACCGUUGCUGUUCCUUAUGUCUUGGAUAUUGCUCGGGCGGCUCAUGGUGCCCCCGUUAACAUCGGAUGUGAACACAUAUACCUCAAAAUCGAAGUAAAUUUCGACGCGCUGGCUGAUGAUGAGGCCUAUGAGUGGAUGAUUAUUGGUGAUGCUGAUGAGGAUGUGUCUGAGGUAGUCGAAGAGUCAUUGGAUGCAUUCAGUUUCAAGCCUGCUACUUGUUCAUCCAUUGAAGAUUUGAAAAGGUUUAAAUGGGGUGAUGAAGAAGAUCUUCAGCCUUUGAAGAAAAGAGGGAGGUUCCUUGAAGGACCGAGUUCAUCCAAAGAAUGUAUGAUCUGUUUGGACGAGUUUUCGGAUGGCAACGAGAUUGCCUUGAUGCCUUGCCAACAUGUUUACCAUGAUGCUUGCAUUGUUAAGUGGUUAAAAGCAAGUCACUUGUGCCCGUUGUGCCGCUAUCAAAUGCCAAGUUGA